UUUCGGAUGGGCCGUUGUUCCCAAAGAGCCCAACCCGCUAGCUGUGUUGUUAUGUUCUCUCGUUCCAAAAGGGUUAAAUAAAUUCAUGUCUGCAGCUUUUUCCUUCUUCUUCUUCUCCAAUACCUCAAUCUCUGCGUUGUAAGAGGAAGCCACGAUUCUUUGAAACCCCAAUUUCUGGUAGUUGAUUUGAAAAGGCUCCAGCAAUCAUAUUUGGGAUGGUUUUUAAGUAAAUAAAUAUAAAUUCCGGUCCAAUCCUCCUUGUUGUUUCCCUAACUGAGCACGUUGAAACUCUUGGCCAAAAUGGUAUCCGAGUUAAUCAAUGCAAACCCUAUCAUAUAUGAAAAGAAAGAGCGUCGACCUCGAACUGCUCCAUCUGCUCCCCAUGAUGAGUAUGCUGUCGAACUAAUCGACCAACAAGAGGUUUUUGAUCAUAUAAGAGAUAUAAAGGACCCUGAGCACCCAUAUUCCUUGGAAGAGCUUAAGGUGAUCACGGAGGAAGCAGUUGAAGUUGAUGAUCAACGUAAUUAUGUGAGGGUUAUGUUUACUCCUACAGUGGAACAUUGCAGUAUGGCGACAGUUAUAGGUCUAUGCUUACGUGUCAAGCUCAUGAGAAGCUUGCCUUCACGAUACAAGGUGGAUAUCAGAGUGGCACCUGGAUCUCAUGCAACCGAAGCUGCAGUUAACAAACAAUUAAACGAUAAAGAACGUGUGGCAGCUGCACUGGAAAACUCAAACCUUCUGAAUAUGGUUGAUGAUUGCCUUGCUCCAUCUUAUGAUUGAAGGAACUUUUUUCCUCCUCCAAAUGCAAUGAACUAUGUAGGUGCUUUUAUGCCUGUCGUAGAAGUUGGUCAGCUUUAUCUGUGUUUAUGAUAUUUUUGGUUGCUGGCAUAUUGGUCUUGCUAUUUGUGGUUACCUCAUGCAAUUCGUUAAAUAGGAUACGUAGUUGAAAAUGUGAUAGUUGAGUAAGGUUCCAAGGUUCUUUGAUCAUUAGCUAAAAGAAAAAAAUUCAGCUCAUGUUUCAUAGAUUGAACAAUUUAUACCGUGUUUGGUUGAACUUUUUUGAGAUAUUAUAAAAUUAGUUUAUAUCAAUUACAUUAAUUUAUGGAAA
This is a messenger RNA of Glycine soja, 1108 nucleotides long. RefSeq names its product protein AE7-like. The record is from RefSeq and is a predicted model, not a curated record. Bases 301 to 780 code for a protein of 159 amino acids. Lineage: Eukaryota; Viridiplantae; Streptophyta; Magnoliopsida; Fabales; Fabaceae. The transcript is spliced from 6 exons. Gene Ontology annotation, biological process: iron-sulfur cluster assembly.